GUCCUUGUGGUGGGUUCCGAACGCCGGAGGAAGUUGCGCUGUGGAGUUGCGGCGUCAAGUGAGGACUGGGAGAGUGCUAGGGAUGCUCUUGGAGGUAUCCACGUCUUGAAAGGGCCUGGAACCCCGGAGAGAGGACAUAUUCCAGACUCCUUUAGUGAAGUAUGAGUGGGAGAGAAAGAAAACAUAGACCAAUGCGACAUGUGCGACUUGUUCAGCUGACCAGGCCUGAUGAGCCCAGUGUGCCAAAGCCUCAACAAGAAGAAACACCAGCUGAAAGUCGGGAUCGUACACCUGGUCAGAAGAGAGAAGUUCAGGGUGGACCUAAGAUUCGAAGAACUGGGAAGGUGCCUGGCCUGAAAGCUGAUCUCCAGGAGCUGUCUCAGUCAAAGACUGGGGGUGAAUGCGGAGAAGGUCCUGAUGUCCAGGGGAAGAUUCUGCCAAAAUCAGAGGAACUUAAAAUGCCAGAAGGAGCGGAAGGGAAACCUCAGGUUUAAACGAAGACGAGCUGAAAGAAUGCAAACUGAAUUUCUCUGAGAUGUUUGACUUUUAAAAAUCUCAGUAAAGUUUUCCAGUUUUCUCCAAAGAAGCGUUGCACAUGUUUUGUUCAUUUAUUCUCAUGUAAUAGACA
Molecule: messenger RNA, 628 nt
Organism: Callithrix jacchus (white-tufted-ear marmoset)
Lineage: Eukaryota; Metazoa; Chordata; Mammalia; Primates; Cebidae
Source: RefSeq, a predicted model, not a curated record